AUGAGCGUCCCUGAAGAAUACAAGUCUCUGGAUACUUCCUUUAAGGAAUGUACUGCCAGUUUUAAACAGGUUAUGACGUCCCCCUCUUCCGUUCGCUGCGCUGAAGGGUCGCUGCUACGUGAUUCGAGCAAUUUUUAUGCCUGGUCGCAACACAUCCUCAUGAUGGCCAGAGAUUUUGAUUAUGGUGAUCUCCUGGCCGCCUACCUUAAGGACGGACGCACCGCUAUCGUCUUCUACUUCGGCGUGACGGACCCCAACGCCCACGCCGUCCUAGCUUUGCUGCCCUCGUUCACUCAGCUGGUGGCUCAGAUGGAUAAACUCUGUGAUCGCAUUGUUUCUUCCUCCGUCUCUGAGGAUGCCAAGGGAUCUUUCUACAAUGAUCGCAUCAAGGACGAACCUCACCACGGUGCCUACAAAUUCUGUUUGAAACUGGCAGUACAUUCCUUAAAGGAAGUAUCCAGAGUCUUGUAUUCUUCAGGGACGCUCAUAGUGAUAGAGUAG
This is a messenger RNA of Myxozyma melibiosi, 501 nucleotides long. RefSeq lists its product as uncharacterized. Bases 1 to 501 code for a protein of 166 amino acids. The record is from RefSeq and is a predicted model, not a curated record. Lineage: Eukaryota; Fungi; Ascomycota; Lipomycetes; Lipomycetales; Lipomycetaceae. The transcript has a single exon.